Messenger RNA from Lachancea sp. 'fantastica', 2226 nucleotides. NCBI's taxonomy places the organism in Eukaryota, Fungi, Ascomycota, Saccharomycetes, Saccharomycetales, Saccharomycetaceae. The record is from the annotation of a GenBank genome assembly.
AUGCAAAAUCAGGAUAUAGCACAACCAGUGGUGGAUAGAAUCCUGGCAAAUCCAUUACAAUUUCAAGCUGCUUCAAAACCUGAUUUUGAAGAAGGUAGUAGCGGGUCUUCGUACAUAGUGAUCGGAGACCAACGUCGCACUGCAGCGAUGAGAAGUAGUCAGGAUGGUGAGGCGAUGGUUGAUGGCCAAGGCCAAGGCCAUGGCCAUGGCCAAGGACAACUUCAAGGACAGGUCCCAUCGGGGGGUUUGCCCCGGAAGUCUUUGCCCCGCAGCUUUUCCGAGGCUCUGGAAAUGUACACUGCAAAGAAAAAACCCGUUGCUCACGAGAAAGAUGUCGAGUUGAGCGACCAAGGGUAUGCCAGUUCGACUUCAAAUGAGGAACUUUCGAGUGGUAAAGGUGUGGAGCAAGAUACUGAGUCGUCAGACAAUUCCUCGGGAAACGACGAAUUCCACGAAGCCCAAGAAUACGCCGAGAGCAUCGAAAACGAUGAGAAAAGUGCUGAGACAAGUAGAGAGGGAAGCGAAGAGGGAAGCGAAGAUCUCGGUGAGGAUAUUGGCGAGGAUAUCGGGGAAGACGUUGGGGAAGAACUCGGCUUGGAAGUCUCUGAAAAUUCACACUCCAUAGGUAACUCCGAUCAAACCGAAGACCAAGACCAGGACCAGGACGACGACAACGAAGACCAAAACCAGGACCAGGACGACGACGACGACGACGACGACGACAACGAGGACCAAGACCUAGAUUUCAAAGAUAACGGAAAUGUGUCUUCUGAUUCGGAUGCCUCAGACGAUGAAAUAGCCGAUAGCGAAAAACUGGGACUCAUGCGUGAGGCCCAAGAGUACGCUCAAAUGGACGCUUCUACCGUUCCCGAACCAGAGAUAGACGGAUCUACUGAGGAUCUCAAACACAAGCUACCACACAGCAAGCGGCCAUCCCCCACGCCACCUACUUUCCUCUCAGACAUCGACCAGUUCUACCAAUUUAACGAAGAGUUUCGCGAUAGAGGCUCUAACAAGUCAAUUCGCAUUCUGAAAAACUGGGGGCCGCAAUUAUCAAAAAUGAGGCCCAAGGGGCUUCUCAACCAUGGCGUCACCUGCUACACGAACGCUGCGGUCCAGGCCAUGAUCCAUGUGCCUGCCAUCCAGCACUAUCUCUUCGACAUUCUCCGGGGCCAGUACAAGUCGACCAUACAACCACAAUCGGUUUCUCAUGUUCUUGCCGAAACCACCAAAAAAAUGUGGUCGUCGGAGUCUUCCAACACCCAGUAUAUCAAUCCGAAAAAACUGAUCGGUAGACUGGACGACAUCAAUUGUAUGAUGAGUGAAUGGCAGCAGGAAGACUCACACGAAUAUUUCAUGUCUUUGAUGUCUAGACUUCAAGAAGACGGUGUUCCGCGCGGCCACAAACUUACAGAAAGUAUAAUGUACGAUAUCUUUGGCGGACUACUGCGACAGGAGGUGACGUGUAAAAGCUGCGGACAAGUUUCCAAGACAGAACAACCCAUUUAUGAUCUUUCUUUACACCUAAAAGGCAAAAAACAACCGGAGCCUGCCGAGACUGCAAACACUUCACAAGCCUCGACUGAGGAACAACCUCAACGUCGCUUCUCGAUAGAGAAAUCUAUCAGAGAUUUCUUCAAUUCUGAGCUCAUCAAAGCCGACAAAGCUACCAAGGAAGGUUACUUUUGUGAGAAGUGUCAUAAGACCACCAAUGCAACUAAACACAAUUCCAUCCUGAGAGCACCGGAAACAUUGUUGGUACACUUAAAGAAAUUUCGCUUUAACGGCACUUCGUCUUCAAAGAUGAAGCAAGCGGUAUCAUAUCCCAUGUUUUUGGAUUUAACAGAGUACUGCGAGGACGCACAAAAUUCUGUCCCUCUUAAGUAUCAACUGAUCAGCGUUGUUGUUCAUGAAGGCCGUUCAUUGUCCUCAGGUCAUUACAUUGCUCAUUGCAAACAACCAGAUGGUUCUUGGGUAACCUAUGAUGAUGAAUAUAUCAACAAAAUCUCCGAAAGGCAGGUUUUGAAAGAGCCCGGUGCUUACUACUUGGUAUACACCCGUCUAACACACAAAAGCGUCCCAUUGGCAUCAAACACAGGCGCUGCUUCACCUAAUCAGGCUCCUGCCUCCGAAACGAGACCAAGCAGUACAGGUUCCGGUGCAUUCAAAAAGAAGAAGAAGAACAAAGGCAAAAAUAAGGCCAAGAAACGGCGUCUGGGCAACUGA